This is a messenger RNA of Tigriopus californicus, 2444 nucleotides long. RefSeq lists its product as uncharacterized. The record is from RefSeq and is a predicted model, not a curated record. Bases 467 to 2110 code for a protein of 547 amino acids. The transcript has 3 exons. NCBI's taxonomy places the organism in Eukaryota, Metazoa, Arthropoda, Copepoda, Harpacticoida, Harpacticidae.
UGUUGAACAACACAUCACAAGUAUUCAAUCAAAACUUGUGUUCUAUCAAAAAACAUAUUUCCAACCGCCAAAAUCGCCUUUUUUCUCAUUGACUUGACCAUUAACGUACGAGUGUGUGCUUACUUCCCCCUUAAGAAGUAAUCAGAUAACAGCAUCACCCUCGCGGCAAAACUGGAUCAAAAGAUUGAAUGCAAGGCCCCCUGGUGGCCAAGUACACUCCGAAUGCCAAGUAAUUGAUCAAUUGAUGGGCCAACUUCGACCUGGUCAUCAUCAUUCUCCAAGGACCUGAGGCCAAACAUAAAACAGUCCACAAAAACCAACUCCCCAUAGCAGUGGACAAAUAUGUGGUCGGGCGUUUUAAGCAGUUACGCGGAAGAUUGGAGCAUUAGAAGACGAACUAGUUGAAGAAGAAUGGAAGUUCUCGCAACACCCGCGAAAGACUUGGGAACAAGCUAAUGCCAGGGAUAUGGAGAAGAAUGGUCAAGUCCAAGAUUGGCGCGCGUAUUCUUCCAUUUGGAGCGAUGAGGGCUACUCUUCACCAAAGUGCCGAGAUACGCAACGGAAAUUGGUUCUCCUUCCCUAUUUCAGUGUUUGGAGAGCCUUUGCCGAGCACAGACAAAGCUUGAGAACCAAGGCCGAGUUUUAUUACCGAUACAAUGUGUUGGAACUGUAUUUUGGAACAUGGAAGGCUGAAUGGAGACGAGUGAAAGUUUUGAGCCGAGCCGAAAUGGAAAAAUUGGAACAGGACCGGUUGGAAGAAACUAAUACUGAGGCGCAAGAGUUUUACGCCAAGAUGAUCCUCACCCGGUAUUUUAGAAUAUGGAGGGCAUGUGUGGUCCUUAUUGGGCUGAACCCUGCACAUCGAGGUCAUCGCAGACCCAAUGUCCGCUCAAGAAUUGAUAGCUACAUAGAGAGCACUCAAACUGCCAGGAAUCGAGUGAAGGUUGGGGUUCGUUCUCCAAUAAGGCGGGGUCGACAAACCGCCUACUCUUGGCGAAGAAACCACAUCCGGACAGAGCCGCCUUUGUCGAAGACUUUGAUAUCCACAUCUGCCAGAAUUAUGGACUUGCACAUUCCAAAUUCCUCACAAUCUCUGACUGAAGGCGCCAUCAAGACCUUCGAAUUUCAAUGGGGUCUUGGUCGUGAUUCCGAGUUUAGCAAUAUGAAUGGUGAAACCACCGACAUUCAUACCAAGCUUCUGCCAACCAUCACUGGACAUGCACCAGAGUCACUGCCGCUCAAUGCCAAUUUUGAUGACCUUCCUGAGAAUGACAAGGAUCGUAAAAUCGAGUUACAAAAGUUGCUUAUUCAAGAGCAAAGGAAUCGACUCCGGGAUCAGCAACGCCAUAUUUAUGACCUAGAGGUCAUGAAACAGCAAUAUCUGGCUGGUCACCCAAUCACAAAUAAGGAGCUUCUCCAUCAAGUCCUCAAACCGAUGAAUGGAAAUGGAGAGUAUGAUUGGAACGGAAAACAUACGAUACCACUUUCAGCUCGAUCUUUAACUCCCAAACUGAGGCACGAAUGGACUGGGCUUGAAAGCGUUUUGGAGGAGUCUGAUUUGCCCGAGAUUAGCAAUGAUAAAAAACUAUACCAUCCCAAUAUGGGUUUGAACGGCUUAAACCCGUACAACCUCUUUCGUCCGGAAGUCCGUCAGAAUAAAACCCACGAGGUGCCAGCUUUUCAUAAGCUGAAGGCAGCCGAAAGGCGGCAAAAGAUGGCCCAAAUCAAGAGUCAAAAAGAGCGGGAUUUUCAAGAUGAGCAGACCAGACGACGAGAACAACUGAAGCUACGAAAAGGCCGAAAGAAGCAGCUUCAAUUGCUCAGCGAAAAGUAUCAAAACCAAAUGAUUUUGGCGGACGACUUCAAUAGGCAAUUGUCCUUGAACUCGUAUGGAUUGCGACCUUGGCGGAAACUGGUGACAGACACUCAUCUAAAUGAGUUUAUUGCAGAAAAGCAUUGUGAACACUCGAGUUUGAAAAAGUGCUUCUCAGCCUGGGCUCAAAUGACUCGCUGGGUUGUGGCCACAAAGAAGGCCAAGGCUGACAACUUUCAUCGGAUCACUAUCCUAAACAGAUGGCUCGCCAAAUGGAUUGAGGUACUCGUCCCGUAAUAAUAUUUCAUCCUGUUUAUAUUACUCUAUUAUUUGUAAUUGUAGUCAUCAACCUUUUAAAUAGAAGAACUAGAGAUAUUUUCAUAACAAAGCGUUGUUCAGUAAUUCAACAAGCAAUCAAAAAUGAACACUUUCAAUUUUCAUGUGACUUUAUAUUCAUCAGAAAGUUGAUUCAUCUACGAAUUAGAGUUCGUGGAUUAGACUAGCCAUUGAAUGUUAGGUUGAUCAGGAAUUUUAUGCAAAGAAUUUUCUGAGGCUGGCUUAAAACUUACUGCAGGAGAAAUGGCUACAUUUUUCCAAGCGAAUAUUGAACAAUAAGGGAGCCCCAAAAAGC